Messenger RNA from Electrophorus electricus (electric eel), 3023 nucleotides. The record is from RefSeq and is a predicted model, not a curated record. Lineage: Eukaryota; Metazoa; Chordata; Actinopteri; Gymnotiformes; Gymnotidae.
GAACACCGGAAGUGAAGCCGUUUUUGCGCGACGGCCACAAUGUCAAAGGAUAUAAAAAACAAUUGUUUUUGAAAAAACUUCUUCCCAUGAAAUCUAAUAGGUCUUGGAUCUUAGACUAUUAAACAUUUAUCUCGUCUGAAAAACACUAAUUGGGCCUUUGAAGAGAAUGAAUAGAUUAAAGAGGAAAAUUGUAGAUAACGCUGCUGAAGGCAGCAGUAAUCAGUCAACCAAACUAGAUACUGUUAAGGAGAGACACGUAGCUGGGGUGAUUCUCGCUCGUGGCGGCAGCAAUGGAAUUCCUCUGCAGAACAUAAAAUUGUUGGCGGGUGUUCCACUGAUCGGAUGGGUUAUACGGGCAGCUAUAGACUCUGAUGUGUUUGACAGUCUGUGGGUAUCCACUGACCACGAUGAGAUUGAGCGGGUGGCAAAGAAAUGGGGGGCUAAAGUACACAGGAGGAGUGCAGAAGUGUCCAAAGAUACAACAAGCUCCCUGGAAACUAUUCAAGAGUUUUGCCGAAUGAACCCAGAGGUGGACAUCAUCUGUAAUAUUCAGGCCACCUCUCCAUGCCUCCACCCACACCACCUUAUACAGGCAGUGGAGAUGGUGACCAAACAAGGCUACGACUCUGUGUUCUCUGUCGAUCGCAGACACCACUUCCGUUGGCAAGAGGUCACCAAAGGAGAGGGCCCCGACACUAAGGCCCUGAACCUGAACCCAGCCAAGAGGCCCCGUCGCCAGGACUGGCCUGGGGAGCUCUGUGAAAAUAAAUCUUUUUACAUCGCCACCAAAAAACUUAUAGAUGAAGGAGUCCUGCAGGGAGGGAAGAUGGCCUAUUUUGAGAUGCCCGCAGAGUACAGCAUUGAUAUUGACAAUGACAUAGAUUGGCCUGUUGCAGAACAGAAGGUGCUCAGGUUUGGUUACUUCGGUAAGGACAAGCCGGAAUUGGUGCGGCUUCUCCUGUGUAAUGUGUUGGGCUGUUUGACAGAUGGGCAGAUCUCUCUGUCUGCAAAUGGAGACGAGAGGGUGUCUGUUAACAGCAGAGAUCUGGAUGGUAUCACCAUGCUGCAGAGAAAAGGAACAGAGGUGAUCCUUCUGACUUCCAGUGAGAACCCCACACUGGGGAGACUCACAGACAAGCUGUCCCAGAAAACAGGCUGUGUUGUGAUGUCUCUGAAUGAGCCGAAGCAGGUGGAGGUUGAGAAACUGAUGAAGGAGAAGAAGCUAGAAUGGAAAGAGGUGGCCUAUAUUGGUAAUGAUGCAACAGAUGUGGACUGCUUGAGCCUGGCUGGACUGAGCGCUGUGCCCCUGGACACCUCUGCGAUGGCGCUCAUUGCAGCAAAGUACCGGUGCCAGAGUACCGCGGGCCAUGGUGCGGUGCGGGAGUUCUGCGAGCACAUUCUGCACAGCCUCCAGCCAGCAGGGAAUCCUCAGUGCCAGAGCUUACCUCCCACCCAGACUUUGCCGCUUGCUACCAGUGCGAGUAUCUCCGCGUGUUCCUUCCCCUGCAGGGCCCAUGGCCGGUACCUGCCCUGGCCAAACCAGAGAUGGUCACGGCUCACCGCCGCGGAGAAGUUUUCUCGACGACGAUGGUGGCGGUGGCAGUGGCGGUGGUGGCGGGGGCGGCGGCUGCGGCGUGCACCACUUCCCGCCCCCGCAUCCCUUUUGGGGGACAAUGGGGGCCCCCCUUGUCUCAGGAGAGGCCAUCGUACCAAAGGCGCUCGGGGUCACACUGUCACACAGUGGCAGGGGAUUAAAUACAGACAAAAAAGGUGUGUUUUGUCCAAGGGUGUGUAGUUAAUAAUUUAGACAACAGUGAAUCCCCCUUGCACGCGGGGGGAGGAGCAUUCCGUGACCGAAUUGAAUUCAGCCGUUCUGAAAAAAGUUCUGAAAAAAGUAGAAAGUGGUGUUAUGAAAAUGUGAUGUGUGAAGGGUAAUGACGAUAUAUUAUGUUUCUAUUAGGGGUGGGACUUGAUUAAAAAAAAUGUAUCUAAAUAAUUAGAAGCUUUGUAAUUAAUUAAUCGAAAUUAAUCACAUUUUAAUCACAUUUCAAUAUUUAACAUGAGAAAUAUUAAUUUAAGUUUGGAUGACGAAUGAAUCAAUGAACAUAAGCUUAAACUUCAAAAUCUUGUUUAUUUUCCCACCAGUCUACUAUACAGACCAAUAGAUUAGUGCAGAAAACACAGAGCAAACAGUUUUCAGAACACUAGAAAUUCUGACAAAAAAUACAAAAGUACUGAUUGACUUCAACUGCUCCCAUAAAUAAAAUAAAAUAGAUAAAAUAUUGUCUACCAUCAUCUAAAAUGGUAUUAAGACAUCCUCUGACUUCAGUUCUUCUUAUUCUUACAAUAUCCUGAGCAAAACUCCCCAAGUUAAACAACAACAACAUCAAGCAUGUCAAUAUGAUCAACAUUUAGUUAAGUCAAUAACACAAACCCAUUGGCCUUAUGAUAACAUCUACUGCUUCCUCAGCCAGUUACUGAGACAAACUGGCCUUUCGACAUUUUCAGAGGUCAAUGCUGCCCUCUUCUUCUGAACUAUGUUACCAGCAAGCGAGAAAAGUCUCUCACAAGGAACAGACGUGGCAGGACUGGCCAGAUAUUUUCGGGCCACGGCAGGGCAGGACAUUGUCUUUCUGGACGGCAGUUCGUAACUUGCAUCAGCUGACGCAAUUUGCAGCGUCUCUUGUAACCCUUUAUCUACAGUGCACAGUAAUCCGUCUCGCUAGUGAAUUGGUCAAUUUGUCUGACGUGGACUUUGACAUUUUGUUUCUGAAUGUGAACCCCGACAUGUGGUCGACUGUUGAGUGGCGACACUGUUUGCUCGUACUAGGAAUACUAUCACAUUUAGCAGCUACGUUAACAUUACUGACCUGCGCGCUAGCCCCAAUAUGUUUUGCGUUGAGGUGGUAACGAAGGGUGGAAGUGCUUCUGUGAUGACCAAACUCCUUCCUGCAUAAAGUGCAAAUAACAAAUUUUUUGUUUGUACUUCCAUCUGGAAGUUUCUUGUAUUUAAAUUUCCCAUC